CGCAGAAUCGUGAUCAGUCGCGUUAUAUCCGAUCAAUAUGCAUUCGUGCACUGACUGAGUAAUAAGUGAGUAUCCGGUACGCGAGUAAUAAGUAAGUGCAAUAACGAGUGUCCGGGGCAAUGUAACGGUCGACGGCGGCAUCGACGGCGAUUUGUGGCGUCGACGAGUGUUUGUGAACGUGUGCAUGGACGAUGAAGAAGUAUGCCUUCGCAUUCUCGAAAAAUCUCGAUCGACGCCUUUCCCCCCGUGAUCAAGUCGCACGAGAUCGAGGAUGACUCUUCGGACGCUCUUGGAAUAUUUUAAGAGACGUCAGGAUCGGCCGAUCGAGUGUUUUAGCAGCGCCCCGGCUCACAAAGAAAAUCUGCGUCACUCAGUAGUCUCGUGUCGAUCUUGAAGCGUGGAAUGUCCCCCCAGGUCCCGGCGUUUCACAUGAGUGGACGGUAGGAAGCCAGGUGGUGAUGGAUCCGAUGCUCGUCUGUAAGAAGACGAGAAGGUUGAAGGGGAAGCUCGCCGAUAUCUGUCGCAAGGAGCCGUCCUUGCUGAAGGAAAUCGCGAGAGGUGUUCAAGUCGGUACGAAGGAAUGUCAGCAUCAAUUCCGAAAUCGAAGGUGGAACUGCACGACCGUCAGGAGAUCCCUCAAGAAGAUCUUGCUGCGCGAUACGCGGGAGACGGGUUUCGUGAACGCCAUCACCGCCGCCGGAGUUACUUAUGCGGUUACCAGAGCCUGCACUAUGGGUGACCUCAUGGAAUGCUCCUGCGAUAAGAUGACGAAGGGUAAUCGUUUGGCGAAAUUCGCGCGCACGGCCGAAGCGAAGAAAAGUUUGCCAACCGAGGGAGACUGGGAAUGGGGAGGAUGCGGCGAUAACGUGAACUUCGGCUUCAAGAAGUCGCGGGACUUCAUGGAUGCGCCUUAUCGAAAGCGAAGCGAUAUCAAGACACUGGUGAAGCUUCACAACAACGACGCUGGCCGACUGGCCGUACGAAACUUCAUGCGGACCGAGUGCAAGUGCCACGGGCUCUCGGGCUCGUGCACGGUGCGCACUUGUUGGCGCAAGAUGCCGCCGUUCCGAGAGGUCGGCAACCGCCUGAAGGAGUCCUUCGACGGCGCGGCCAAGGUCAUUCCCAGUAACGACGGCCACAGCUUCAUCACCGAGGGUCCCACGAUCAAGCCGCCCGGCAGAUUCGACCUUAUCUACAGCGAGGACUCGCCGGACUUCUGCAAGGCGAACCGGAAGACCGGCUCGUUGGGCACGGCCGGUCGCCAAUGCAACGCGACUAGUCCCGGGGUCGACGGCUGUGAGCUCCUCUGCUGCGGCAGAGGCUACGACACGAGAAUCGUCAAGGAGAAGGUCAACUGCGGCUGCAGGUUCCACUGGUGCUGCGAGGUCACGUGCAACACGUGCCUCGUCAAGAAGACCGUCCACAGUUGCCGUUAACACGAUGACGCGUAAGUGGCCGAACUUUCAGGGUAUCGAUGUGCACAACGUCGCGACAGCGUCGAGGAGCGGAUUCACGCGCGAUCGGUGGAUCUCUGUGAGCGUUCGAGGGUGGAUAAUGCCGGGAGAAACGAUCGGUAUUCUUUCUUGCGCAAAUGACACGUUACGGACGAAGGCGAUGAUCGAAGUGGCUGAAGGGUGAGAAGCUCGAUUGCUGAAAACACGCGUAUUCAUUUGACGACAAGGAGGAGUAAUCCGCGAUCGACGUUCUCAUUUAUUCGUUCGACAUUAUCGGUAUCUCUAUGUGAUAUGUAACGUUGUUAUUUCCUCUACUUGUUGUAACAGUUAGGUUCGUUCGAUAUGUACCCACGCGUACACUGAGAGAAAAAUAUAUGAUGUUUGCAACUAUAUCAUCAUAGCGAACGAAUUAUAGUCGGAGAAGCAUUUUUCUAGUAAGUAUCACUAUAGUGUCAGUGAUAAUAACCUUACAUGCUGCUAUUAUUUUUGCAGUUAAAACCAUAAAAAGGGUAUAGUUGAGAUCGGAAAUAAUUUCUCUCGGUGUAUCGACUGGCGUGCGUAAAGCGCGUUUGAUCGUCGAUUGUAAUCAAGUAUAAUGUUCUGCUACGUAUAAUAGUGGACAUACGUUGUCCCGCAAAGUCCAAGUCUUGAAACUUGAGAAGAGGAAUCAUUUUCCGAAAAGUUACAAUCCCAAGAACUGAGUAUGAGAUGAUGCACUUACAAUUUGCACGGUCGUAAAUUCCUUUCAUGGUUCGUGUGCUACUAUCUUUUUACUGCUCCUUGUUCGGGGGAUCGCUCUUCGAUUGUCAGUAUCAAUAUUGAUUUUCUACCGACGGAACGAUUCAGCUGCUGAUUUAAAAUAACAGCCGUCAUCAUACACCAACAAUAUUGAUUACGCCAUCGACAUUCGGAGAAAACUUCACAUUAACUGUCACAUUAUACGUAUUGUGUCUUGUAUGUUUUACAUAUUGUAUGUCUUACUAUUACAUAACUUUGUAAAGCAACUUUAUGCUUCCAAUAUUUCGGGAGAUUAUCGAGUUUUCGGAAAAAUUGCAUGCUUUCAGUGUUUCAGCAAAAUUGUAUUUCGAGAGAUCAUCGAGGUACUCCAGUUUUCGGGAUUGUGACUUUUCGCGAAAUUGUCCCUCUUCUCGCACUUCGGAACAUUUUUUUCCGGGACAACGCAUAUCCAUCCGUAUAAUAACGUCUCUGUGUAUAAUAUAUCAAUGUCUAGGAUACGGCUUGAUCGUAUAGGAUAUUCGACGACGAGUGUUCGGGCGACAUGUGAUUUACGAUUUUCUCGCGAGUGCACGCGUCUAGACUAGGUCUAGGUUACUGAUAGAGAUACACAAGAUCUCCGAGGAACAUUUAUCGCGCGCUCUGACGCGCGCGAGAAGCGGGAUCGAGGACAGUCGUCAGUAGUGCAUGCGCGAGCCAAGUCAGACGCGGGUCGCGCGAUGCGACCGUACGCGAUUCGUCGCGUUUAACGAGACAGCUCUCGUGUCUCUGAUUGCUUGUACGGCUACGAGUUAUUAGCGACUGCGUAAGACCUACACGCAGCCUUGGCGUCUAAUAUUAACGAUGGAAAACGUAGCAUGUGUGCGAUUCUAGCUCCGAACCGAGAAGUCCCGUCGAAGUCCUGUAAAAAUUAAGCCCAUUAAAUGUGAAGUUUAACCCUGAGAAUAAAGACCAUAUUCUACAAUGGCGUGAAGUAUGCAGUAAGAAAGAAGCAAUAAGCUAAUUGGCCAAUUGGAUUUUUACGGUCUAAGAAUAAUCAACUGUGGUUGGUCGAUAAAUUUACCGCUUACGUUUUAUUGCGUACUUUACGCCGUUAACGGCCGCGGUCUUGACGCUGAAAUAACAUUAUAGAUCUCUCAGGCCUACAUCGCAAAAAACAAAUGGUAAAAAUUGUGGCUUUUGCAUCUUGAUCUUUUAUGAAUUAUUAAGUUUAUCGCCAUUCUUUAUUUAUUGCCUUUGUAAACCGGUUGCCGCUGGGAAACCAAUUAUCUCAUUGGAUCAAGCUGAUGAUAGCGGUGGUCACAUGAACCCAACUUUUUUUCCCGAGUAAUAGAAGAAUAGAAAUGGGAAGUAGUAUCUUGCAUAAAAAAACGUGGAAUAGGCGAAAAAAAAACGCGUGCAGGCCUCGCAGACCUAACAUGUUAUUCUGUCAGAGUUAGUGAAAAUCUUACGGCUCGGUGUCAGCAGUCUGCGGGUUUGUAGUCGAAGGUUUUUACUAUUACGAUGAUCAGGCCGAUUCUGGGUGUCUCGAGGUCUCCUCGACUAAUAAUGGCGCGGAUGAAAAGAGUAACGUAACGACAGUUUGGCCUGAAUAUAUUUUCUUCUAAUCGGCUAUGCGUAUCAUUAGCCCAGGCAGCUAUUUUCGACAAUCGGUAAGACAGCAGCGAGAGAUCUUGUCGACGAAAAUUGUAGUAAGGGAAGAAUCUAUUUUUUAUAUUUAUUUCUUAAGAGCGGAUGUGCGGUCAAUUUUGGAUGUGUCUCAACGCGAACGAAUCGUACCGGGGCGGAAUUUGGGGCGAGCUAAUCGCUUUCCUUUCUGCUACGUAAAACCGAUCCCCGGCUAUGUAGGAUAGUUAUUAUCAGUAUCGCCUACGUCGCGCGCGGGGCGAUUAAUUUCAUUAAUUCGGGUGUCGAAGCUUUCCACGUAUCUCCAAUGCUCGUAAUACACUUUAAGACGUACGUAUAAGUCGUAUGAUGAAUUUAUAUAAAGCGUACCCGUCGCUAGGUGUCGUAAUCAUGGAUAUCUAUGGAAUACCUAGAUUGCUAGCUUCUUUGUUCGCGAGCGGAAAAGUGAACACACCAGAAAUUGUGUAUUAUGACAUGCGUGGAAUAACGAACAUGUAUAUCUUAUCGUCGUUGUAAGUCGAUGUAUCUAUGUGUGCCUACAGGGAAAAAUAAUUUUGCUAGUGAAAACACCGUUGCUACUGCAUAUUCGUCGAAACAGUGAUAAAAUUUAGUCAGCAAAGCCAAAUAAGCGAAUUAUUUGUAAUUAGAGCAGAAACAGUUUUGUCGCCAAGAUAGAAAAUAUUCUACCUAGUGAAUUUGGACACGUUAAUUUGCUGUUAGAACAAGAUGGUUUUUCUACGUUUACUAACUUGUUCUUACAGCGAAAUCAUUUGUAGAUUCAACAAAAUAAUCCAGCGAAUGGCGAUUAGUAUUCUUAAUAAAUCGUUUAUCGCUGUCCACAUAGUAACUGACGGAUUUUGUUUCACACAAAAUUCGCUGAACCAGCGAAUUAUUUUUCUCCGUGUACCGGCACAUACAUGACAUUCAACCAAUCGGAAAAUGACUGUCACACGGAGAAAACCAUUCCGUUGGGACAAUUGAAUUUUCCGUUGCCUGGGGACCAAACGAAAACUCCAUUGUAGGAUCAGAAAGAUUCCUGUAGUAAGUUUCUGCACAGUCAACUGCUCUCAGUCGUCCGAACCGAGUUUUAGUGCAACAGAAUGCGAAUGUUCUCGCAUUCUGCGGUGACGAGAUGUCGCUUCUCGUCACUGACGUGUUUUCCCUGUUGCAGGAACCGAGCUUUUUUUUUCCGUGCACAUACUGCGUAUACAGACGACGAAUGCGCGAGAUAUUUGUACAUAUGUUUUUCAGCCGUGUAUUUCGGCCGAGUUAGCAGUCUAGUUGUUCUACAGAUAGACAUCAUCGCAAACAGACGUGGUCGUGACACGCCGGCGUUCGCAUAGUAACGUCCGGCGAAUUGCUUCUCCGCUUUUGAAACGCCUCCAGGUCGGACUGCCGAUGCUACUUCCCGAGCCCCACGGUCAAUUUGACGUCAUGGGCAAGGAAAAUACGCCACCGUGACGUUACACGUUACACGUCGAAUCGAAUUCCUUCCGUAAACGAAACGUCGAUUACACAGCCCGAAUUCUCCCGGGGCUCGGGGGACUGCGCUCUCGGGCUUUGCAUAUCCAAGUAUGUUGCUUUUGCCGUCGCGUGACAUAAGCUUUGUGCCAUACGUUGCGAUUCGAUCGAUCGACGCUUUGGCCACGCGUGCGCCGCGCCCCGCUAACGGAGAGGCGCACGCGAGGUUCCUUCGUUUCUCGAGUAAUCGCUCCUUAUCGGUCCUCGAGUCUCACCGCGUUUCAUAAAACUUUCUCUCUUUUGUAUACAUAAGACUGAGUAAUCGAAGUUUGCGCUGUCACGUGAUACGAGUUAGAUACGAAUAAAAUUAUGUUCACGCGCGAAUCUCGUCUGUUACGAUUAAGGGUUUGUCGAUUUGUUCGCCGAUGAGCGAUGAUCGUGCGCAGUCUUAAGGCCAAAUCACACCUAGCGAUUGCCGACCGGAUUGCGAUUGACGAUUAUAAAAUAGAGCAUUUCUAAAUGACAACCAUUAAUCUCAAUAGGUAGCCGUUUUGCUCUGAUUGGCUGCAAAGUAAUCGCCAAUCGCCGAUCGUAAUUCAAUCGGCAAUCGCUAGGUGUGAUUUAGCCAUUAGGGCGAAGAUA
Messenger RNA from Dinoponera quadriceps, 5918 nucleotides. RefSeq names its product protein Wnt-6-like. Gene Ontology annotation, biological process: cell fate commitment; canonical Wnt signaling pathway; multicellular organism development. Gene Ontology annotation, cellular component: extracellular region. The record is from RefSeq and is a predicted model, not a curated record. The transcript is spliced from 7 exons. The coding region runs from base 459 to 1436 and encodes 325 amino acids. Gene Ontology annotation, molecular function: cytokine activity; frizzled binding. Lineage: Eukaryota; Metazoa; Arthropoda; Insecta; Hymenoptera; Formicidae.